AAGAAUUCCACAAAUCCUGGCAAAUCAAUGUUAGAACGAGUGUUGGAUUUCUCAGUGAGUCAGUGGUCGUCAUUAUUGGAACCUAGAGUCACGCCGGUCAGGUGGGAUUUGUUUGGGUCAGCCUUUAUCAACAUUCCUCGCAACACUGUCGGCAGUACUGGCUUCCAUCCCCAGCUGUCGCCACAUGCACUCAAAACAUGAUCAUUAGGAAGAAAAGCAGCAGCAGCAGCAGCAUGCCUGGCCACUAUGAUGGCUAUGGUAUGACCUCAUCUGGAAACUACAGGUCUGGCAGUUCCCGGAUGGGGAGGGAGAGGGACCCCAUGGAUUACAACCAGUACAGCAGCAGUGCCACCUACUCCAGUGCCUCGGUAUCCUCCUCCAGGUACCGUGAUGGUGGCAUUGGUGGUGGAGGUGGUGGUGGUAUUGGUGGAGGUGGUGGUGGUGGUGGAGGUGGAGGUGGAGCUGGAGGCGGUGGAGGUGGUGGUGGCGGAGGCACCAUGUACAGCAGCAGUGGUGGUGGGGACUACAGCAUGGGGCGAGGCAGCAGCAGUAUCCUGGGUGGCGGCCAGGGUGAUGGGCUGAUGCCAUACCCCCCGGCACCCUCCUAUGCCAUGGGGUCACACGGCAUGCGUGCCGGCAGCAGCCCGGGACUCCCCUCGGGUACGCAGAGCUACGGCUCCUCGUCAUCCCGCUCGGGCUAUGAUGGACCUUCAGCGUCACAUUCCAAUUAUGAGGGCGGCUCUUACUCCCGCUCCAGUUACAGCGGUGCCAGCUCCCGCUCCAGCUACGGCAGCAGCGCACCCACCCACUCCAGCUAUGACAAGAGUGCCACCUCUCGCUCUAGUUAUGAGGGUGCAGCCUCGUCUCGCUCCAGCUACGAGGGCAGUGCUUCCAUGCGUUCCAGCUAUGACAUCAGCACCUCUCGCUCGGGCUACAGCGCCUCCCAGCCUGGAUACAGCGGCCCCUCUCGCUCCAGCUACGAAGGAGGGCUGUCUCGCUCUGACUACAAUUCUGGUCCUGCUCGCUCCAGCUAUGACUCGGGCCACUCAACGCGGCCCAGCUACCAGGACAGUGCCGUCCCGCGCUCCAGCUAUGGGGGCAGCAGCAUGUCUCGCUCCAGUUAUGACGUUCCUGCUGUCCCUCGCUCAAACUACGAAGAUAUCCCCACCUCGCGCCCCAUCCUGGGUGGCUCUCGCAGCACAGUGCCUUCAUACGGGCCUGAGAGGAGCUAUGGCACCUCCUCUACCUACAGCUCUGAGCCCAAUUACAGCAACGGGGCAAAUUACAGCGCUGCAUCUGGUGGUUCCAGCUACCGGGAGAGUCUGCAUGAAGGUCCAAGCUACAGGGCAGCCUCUACACAUGGUGGUGGCGGUGGUGGUGGUGGCAUAGGCAGUGGUGGUGGUGGUGGUGGCGGCGGCAGCAGCGGCGGUGGCGGAGGCGGCGGCAGUAAUGUAGGCUACAACAGUGGACCAGGCCUGCUGUCAUGGGAGGAAGGAGCUGGCCCCCAGAUGGCAGGCGGCAGAGGGCACCACUCUCUUGCCCCCACCCCACGAGUGCCUGGAGCAGGGCUGCUGGAGAGGCCCCCGGAAAGGGAGAGGCAGGUCCUGGGAGGCAGUGUGGGUGGUGUAGGUGGUGUGGGAGUGGGUGGUGCAGGGGUUGGUGGUGGUGGCCUGCAGAGAGGAGCCACAGACAUCAUAGGUGCCGUCAACCAACUCACACAGAUGGACAACCCAGAGUCCAAGCUGGCACUCAACAUUCUCAAUGCUGUGCUAUCUUCGCCUCAGCAGGAGCGGCCACAGGUAUGGGAGGAGGAGCCGCCAGCCAAGACAAGACGUAUGGACUGGGAUGGGGGUCAUGAUUCUCACCGCGGGGAGGGUGGCUCACCCCUCUUGCAUCCACCACCGCCUGCACGCAAGUUCCCUCAGCCUGACCGUCAGCACGUGUCCCGGCACCCCUGGGAGGGCCAGCCGCCCCACCAGGCCUGGCCCAACCGCUCCUCGACCUCGGCAGGACACACCGCCAUGCCCAGUAACCAAUACUUUAAGAAAGUCCCCACUAGGAGCCGGCGGGGCAAGCCCCGGCCAGAUGCCAGGGACUAUAGAGCCCCAGCCAGGGAGCAGAAGAAGGCCCGAAGUGAGACGGAGGCAGCGGCCGGGACACCGGGGGGCCACAAGGGAGUUAAGGGUGACAGUGGCCCCUCAGCCGACCCCACACUGAGUGCCUCCAGCGAGAAGGAGCGUGCCGCACCCAAGGAUGAACCAGACAAGGAUGACGGUCCCCCUGACCCUCGCAUCCCACCAGGAAUGCCUGCAAGACUCUUCAUCCCCAAUGAGCUGCUGAUGUGUCACAUGUGUGGCAUCAAGAAGUUCAACAGGGUCGGGACCUACCUGCGCCACCUGGAGAGCCCCGAGCACUAUGAAUCUUCCCAGGCCUACCAUGCUGUGGGGGCGUGUGUCAUGGAAUUGCUGCUCAUUGAGGCCAAGCUGGCAUCACUGCGCUGUGCCGACCAUCCCUUCCAUCCGAUGCUCAAGUGCUGGAGGUGCCAGGUGUACGCCAACCUCAAGGACCACAACAACAGCCUGGAGCACCUGCUGGUCUCUCACUUCAUGAAGGUGCGCUGCUGCGGCCGACACUUCCCCACCAGGGCCGAGCUGGAGGAGCACCGCCUCUCCCUGCACCACUAUCGUUACGUGCACCGCCACAAGGGGGCCGACGCAACACCGGAGCUGGAGGAGGAGGAGGAGGAGAAGGAACGUAAAGCAGCCGUUGCCGUGGAGGUGAUACAGGAGGCUCACCGCAGGCACCAGGAGGGGAGGACCCACCUGUCACCUCCACCACUCUGCCCCCAUAUGAUCCUGAUACUCCUGUGGGCCUGCACCUCGUCCAGACUCGUUCAUUCUACAAGUGCAGUGUUUGUCCUGAGAACAAGUUGAAGCUGACCAACGAGAUGCUGAUCAAGACACACUUCCACUCCAUCUUGCACUACAACAACCUGUGUGAUCACAUCCUGCAGCUGGCGGAGGCAAAGAAGAAGCAGAGCCGAGAGAAGUACUUGUCAAAGAUUGCAGAGAAGGACAAAAACAAAGGCGACUCUGCAGAAGGGAAGGAC
Molecule: messenger RNA, 3109 nt
Organism: Scylla paramamosain (green mud crab)
Lineage: Eukaryota; Metazoa; Arthropoda; Malacostraca; Decapoda; Portunidae
Product: fibroin heavy chain-like
Exons: 14
Coding region: 198-2933 (911 amino acids)
Source: RefSeq, a predicted model, not a curated record